This is a messenger RNA of Serendipita indica DSM 11827, 3216 nucleotides long. Lineage: Eukaryota; Fungi; Basidiomycota; Agaricomycetes; Sebacinales; Serendipitaceae. The record is from the annotation of a GenBank genome assembly.
AUGAGUCUAAAGGGCUUAGACAGCGUUCAGAACGGCCACCACCAGGACCCACGGCCCGUGCCCGCCUUUUACGCUCCCCAUCGCGGCCCAAACCAAAGCCCAAACGCUCACCAUCACACGCAGAGCGUUCAUAAUCGCAACGGGAGUAUCCACGACAGCGAUACGAUGGCUGACUAUCCGAUGCACGAGCCAGAGGACGACGAGCUCGAUACCAAACCACCGCAUUUCACCCACCAUCCAUCGCAGCAUCAUCCAGGCGCUCCCAAUGUCUCUAGAUCACCCAUCCCGCCAGCCUCGACGCCCCGCAAGAGGAAAAAGACGGGCGAGCCAUCCGAGGGGGAGGCCGUUCGUCGAUUGAGACGGAGCCAUGAAGCAAACAAGUUUCAAGCCCGCGCACAUCAAGAGAUCAUCGAGCAGCAGCUCACCGAAACGAUUCUCAUCCUCCAAAAGUGGAUUCCUGACUUUGAUCCCAAUAAGACACAGUAUUUUGCCACAAAAUAUGGCGUAACGCUUCCGCCCCGUCCCGCUAAUCUGGCUAAUAUGGGUUCGGAAGCUGCACCCGGUAUCCCGACGCCUCUCACACCGGUCACCCCUCACCCAGCAUUGCAGCCGCCUGGCGGAGGCAGUAAGCACGGCUCGAAUCAGCACCAUCAUCAUCCUCAGCCCCCUGCUCCGCUCAACAUGAUGUCCAUGAUGCCCUAUUCACCGUCGCAAUCCGGCUCUGAUUCGUACUCGCUUCGGAGCCCUGUCGACAGUUCUCAGCUCGUCUCGCCAGCGUCACCACACGCACCUUUCUUCCGUAACAACUCGCAGUCGCAGCAACAUUCCCAGGCCGCGUCCUCAGGGUCGGCCUCCUCCCAAUUUGUCUUCCCUCCGCACCAACAUAAUGCUCUGCCCAAUCAGAGAAAGACGGAAGAUGUGGGUCUCGCGAAGAUGGAGUACGAAGCGGACAAUGGCCAGAAGGGUCUCGAUCCACGCGGCCGCAAUAUGGCGGAUCCGACUGCCAUUGCUAGGCAGUUUGGCGUCACUUCAAAGCUCCUUGAAGAUCCGCGAUACAGUAAUAGAGAGCCCCAAAAGGUCGAUGGCGAUGAACUUGCGCCGGUUGCGACCACCCAUGGUUCACUCCACCCAAGACUCUGGUAUAAUCGCCCCUUCAAGCGUGGUUCACUUCCCUCCCCAUCCUUUUCCACCUCCGAACUUGAUCUUGUGUGGCUCCCGUUGAACCGCAAAAUUGCCAAUCAUAUGGUCGAGAUGUACUUCAAACGUCUCAAUUUUCACCGCCCCAUCUUUGAGAAACAAGAUUACCUUAGGAGGUUCGACAUGCUGUACAGCAACGACACGGUUUCUACCGACGACGUUGGCUUCUUGUGUAGCACGUACCUAAUUCUUGCGCUUGCGACCCUGUCGGAGAUGCAUCAACCAGAACAGAAUGCAGACUGGGUCAUGGAGCUCAAGCAAGACUGGCCGACACAUGAACAGCUCUUUGCCAGAGCACUGGUCGUCAAACCAGAGCUCAGGGUCACCAUUUCCAGUCUUCAAGCACUGCUUUUGCUACAGUGGUAUCUCUAUUCAGAGCGUCACGGUCGCUCGUUGUGGCGUUUGGUUGGGACGUUGGUCCGGCUCGCCGUAGAACUGGGCCUUCAUCAUGACCCAGCUAAACAGCGAGGCGUCUUUACGCCCGAAGAGUGCACACUGCGCGUCAACCUAUGGCACAGUGUCAUGAUUCACGAUCGAGGAACAUCGGUGCUUCUCGGACGCCCAGCCGCCAUCUCCGAAGACGAGUUCAACACUUCUCAUCCGGUUGAAGUUCCCGGUGUCGUCUCUCGUCAUUUUGUCGAUAGCGCACCCUUGAACACGAUCGCCGCGGACAUCAUCAGCUCGCUCUACCGACCCGACAUUCAAUCGAGCAGCGAAGUCACUGACCAUGCGCGACGAAUUCUCAAGUCGUUUGCUUCGUUUAGAAAGACGCUUCCCAAGGAAUAUUGGCCAUAUUUCCAAGGCACUCAAGGCUGGUCCGAGGCGGCGAAGAAGGAGCUGCGAGACGAGUUGACCACGGAAAAGGGCUUGACGUUCUUAAAGUACAACAUCCAGCGUCUUCUCUUGCUCCGCACCUUGUUCAACAACAACGGUGCUCGCUACGAUUUGCGAACAAAGGCGCUCGUAGAUGCAAUCAAGACAUCGCACAACAUCGUCAUCAUGCAUGCGAGCCUCACGAAGAUUCCUGACAUUGGUUUCUUUGUGUCCCCACUGCCGCUACACAUUGCCGCGAUGACGAUCAUCUACGGACACAAAUGCGGUUUCCCAACUCUGCCGUAUGAGACUGGCUACGAAGACGUUCAGUCCGCGCUUCAUGUCACGCCGGCGCUGCGUUGGCAAUGGGAGCGUAAAGACGCCAGUGGAGGUGCUCAUCCUAUCACUUCGGAGCUUGCGAAACAAGUGUUCAAGCGUCGUCCGCGCGUCGAUGGCCCUCGGCCGAUUCCGGAAUUUAUGCCCGAAGAGAGCUGGGAGGAAGAGGACAGGCAACACCUUGCGCAACCUGUCGAUGCCCAUCUCGAGGUAUGGCCUGCGACAGUCUGGCAACCAGGACCGCUCUGGCCUGAGCACCACCCUGUCCCUGUCCGUGCGCACAACGACGGUUCAAACAGCAGCAAGUCGGCGAGUCCCAUUGGACAACACGCUGUCCCACAGUCGUUGAAUAUGACUAAUGUAGUCAAUGGCGGAACCGGCGCGCGUGGCUCCUCCGGCUCGACGCCCAAUAUGAUCGGACCGGCGAUGCCUGGUAGGAACAAUAGCUACUUCAAGCCCGAGGACACCGAUGUCACGGGUUUGUUGGCUACUAGUGGAUACCGCUUCGGCGAGUCGGAUGUCCAAGAAUUUUUCAUGCAAGAGGAGCGGGAUCCGAUGGCUCGCCCUCAGAAUGGGCAAUCGCACGCUAACAUCAGAAUGAUGGAACAGCUGGUACAGCUCCAACACAUGGGUUAUUCCACCUCAACAUACCUACCAUACAUGCCGUCGACCUCGCAUUCCGACAACACCCUCCCACUCGAACACGUUCAGUUUGGCUUCGAAGUCUACUCACCGCUGACCUUUUUUCCUGUAAAGCUAUCUAAUUUGUCACCUCAAGGUGUCGCCUGCGCCGCCUGUAUACCACAUGAGGAUUCCAAUGUCAUUUCCCACGAGCCUCUGCGCUCCGUUUCACCCGUCAGAGACGUUUGA